This is a messenger RNA of Gloeophyllum trabeum ATCC 11539, 3678 nucleotides long. RefSeq lists its product as uncharacterized. NCBI's taxonomy places the organism in Eukaryota, Fungi, Basidiomycota, Agaricomycetes, Gloeophyllales, Gloeophyllaceae. The record is from RefSeq and is a predicted model, not a curated record. The transcript has 5 exons. Bases 157 to 3678 code for a protein of 1173 amino acids.
GCUGUCUGCCAUCACGCACGCUGUCCUGCUAACAGGGUCCCAAGCCGUGCCUACGGUCCCGUCCUCUCUUUACCCCAGUCGCUCUCUUCAAGGUUCCUACGCUCUUUCUGGAUUGGCAAUAUCCACCCGAGAAAAUCAAGAAAAUCACAUUUCACUAUGGACAUUAUGCAUGCAGUUGAUGACACGACGCAAGGCCAGCUUGAUCUUGUCGAAAAGAAGCGGUUUGAUUCCUUCCGUCUGGGAAAGGCCCCCGUGGCUUCAUCCCGGCCCAGGUCUUUCCAUGGACGCCCACGUUCUCGCAACACUUCUAUCUCUUCUUUGUCUGCCAUUUCUGUUUCCACUUCAUCUACUUCUGUCAAAUUUAUGAACGAUAUGUCCCCCACUUCUGUUACACACCCCGUAGGGCCCUCCAAGCGACCCACUUCCCGGCCCACCUCACAUCACCGGCGACAGUCCUCUGUAUCUACCCGCAGAGAGUCAGCGGAAGUCAUGGGUAAGGCUCUGUCUGACUUGCCGCCCUCAAUCGCGGAAGACAACAUCAAUCUCGGCGACAAGGACUCUGUCCGUAGACAAGCGCUCUGGGCACUGGAGGGCAAGUCGUCUGUCGGCGAUUAUUCCAAGGUAGAGAUACCUGAGCUUGGAACCCCCGAAAUUGAGAGACGGAUAUUUGAAUUCCCGAGCAAGCCCUCGUUUCCUCCUGGACCAGGGAUGGGAUUUGGGGGAGGUAUCAAUAGCCUCGUUGGUAAACGUGAUUCGUUCGGCAAAUCAACCUUCCCGUCUUCGUCUACAAAGGAUCAGCUCGAUACUCUCCUGGAAGAGGAAGAAGAGGAGGAAGAGGAGGUCGGAGAGGUUGCUUCCCUCACCUCAAGAGAGGCAGAUGCGCAGGCUUGCGAAGUCCGUCCAGUCACUAUCUCCGUUAUUACCCCGUCUCCAGCCCCAGCUCGUCACCGCCCGGUUGGUCUCAGUCUGCGCCCUCUGUCACUGACGCCAGAUGCCGUUGUCAGCUACACGAGCGGCAAUCUGCCGACACCAGUCUCUACUCCACGAUCAACAGGAUUGAAGUCCCUUACUCUGGCCAAUCCCGCCCUUAGCGAAGGAAAAGAUAAUCAGAGCACCCACGAUCCGACUUCAGCUUCUAAAUGCAAUUCAUUAAAUUCUGACGUAGAGCGCAGACGUUCGAUGUCGCCUGCAACUGUCCUAGCGAGGCGCAGCAGUAUCUCAUAUAUCUCCUCCGACUCCCCUCGCUGUGCAGCGGCCUCUCUCCCAACCCCUGAGAUGACACCGACGUCGACAUCUAGCCGAUAUCGGUACUCUGCAUCCAGUACAGAUAGUGACCUGGCUCGAGAGCCACUGUCUUCUAGCGAGCAGCACUUCCUCGUGAAGCAGCAUUCAGCAUUGCUCGCCAGGAUCGAGGAUCUUGAGCGUGCCCUGUCAGCUCGUCCUCGGUCUCGUCGCACGUCUUACGCCUCCGAUAUAUCGACGUCGGUAUCAAUCAGCAGUUCAGAACCUAGCGAUGAGAUACUGCAGCUUGUGGCAGAUCUCAAAGCAGAACGAGACGAACUCAAGAAGGAUGUGGAUGGUUGGAGGGUCCGAGUCAGUGACUUGGACAAACAGGUUGGUGUCCUUGCCAACAGAGUCGACAUGGAGAGACGCGAGGCUUGGGUUGCUAGAGAGCGCGUUGGCCUCCUGCAGGUUGAAAAGAGCUCUUUGGAGAGGGAAUUGACUGCGCAGCGCGUCUUGGUGGAGGAAAGUCAGGAAAGGUAUUCUGCUGCCAAGCAAGAGCUUGAGGCUCUGCAAGGCAAGUGCGAGCGACUGGAGCAAGAAGUCGAGCAAUCUCGCAAGUACCCUGCGGAGAUUGCUGCUCUCCAAGCGGAGCUAGCGCAAGAGAGGUCGAAGAGGGAAGCAUAUGAGCGAGAAUUGGAGAACGCGGGCCUGCUGGCGACGCCGACACCCAAUUCUUUCGAAUUCAAGGUGACUCCCCUGCGCAACCGAAGCUUCGGUUUUAUGUCGGUGGGUUCCGAGAGUUCAUUCACUGACGUGGAAUCUGUCGAUGAGACUUCGUUUCGCAACGAGAAGAUUCUGAAAGCUGUCGCAGAGGAGGACGAAGACCACGAUGAUGAACUUGCUAGGUAUGAGGAAGAGAAUGAGUCGGACGUCAGCCUCGAGAGUCCCGACGGUUCCUCCGUGGGCUCCUUUGAAGAGUUGCGUCGCUCCGUCAGGGACCUAACAAUCGACGUCCCUACUGCCUCCACAAUCUCGCGUGUUGUCCUUUCUGCUAGCCCUUCACCUUUGCCAUCGCCGUCUCCGUCUCCUGUCUUUGAUGAACCCGUCAGGCCAACACACAGCCGUCGCAAUUCACUGUCCAAGGCAUGGACGUUCCCUAAAGGUCCUCAAGUUCAGGUGUCCCGCAGGAAAGACUCCGUCGACCGUUUCUUCGGUUGCUUGGAAGAUCUCGAUGCAUCUCCCCCCUUGUCGUCAUCAGGCGUUCAGAGCGACAAGGGCGCAUUCUCAAGCUCGUUUACUCUCGGUAUUGAGGAUGACGAUCUUCCCCCUUUCUUGCUGCCUUCGGAUGUUGGUACCGUUGUCUCGGAGGAGACUUUCAAACUUGAUGUUGGUACCGUUGUCUCGGAGGAGACUUUCAAACUUGAUGUCCUUUAUGAGGAAGAUGAAUCCGAGGAACAUAAUGAGAAGCAGACGGACGAGGACGCAGCAAGUGAAAUAGAAGGCGAAGAGGUAGAGGGCGGCAUCAGGUUUACUUUCUCUCCACCGUCGAAGGCAGAUGAAGCGCCUUCAUUCUCUGCGCCCUGCUUCCACGAGGCAGAUGGAGCCGAGCCUGCUCCGUUCACUUUUCCCCAGCAGAGGGUGUCACAGGAGUCUGUUCAGCAACCCACCGAUCAGUCCACCAGAUCGCCGCCGUCGCUACUUAGGAAGGUAUCAACGCCAUCGGGUAUACCUAGGUCCACCAGGAUACCUAGCGCAAUCCCUCUCGCAACGAAGGCCAGCCCCCCUAAGCCUGCUGUACCGGAAUAUCCCAUCAGUGUAUCUGGUUCUCUUCGAUACUUCACUCCUCCGAGCAAGCGUGGCGGAGUAAUGCCCUCAUGCAUACCCCAUAGAUCUCCAUCAAGCCCGUCCCCUACUAGGAUCGGGACUCCUACUCGGUCGAGAUGUAUGACGCCUGUUACAUUCAUACCUCAUUCGCUGGCACGGCAGGGCUCCUCUACUGCAAAGGCGAAGCCAAAUGGUUCAAAUGGUUCGACCGUGAGUGUUGUCGCGGGCGCGCCUUCCAGGUCAUGCGAUGAAUGCUCAUUCUUCCAACCGGGCCCGUCUGACAUGACCAACUCAAGCCUUUCCUAUCAAUUACCCACUGAUACCUCUCCGACUUGCGACGGUUCAAAGCAGUGUUCCACGACUACCUCUCCCUCUGUACCUUCUAGCCUGUUUUCGCCACGACUUUCCCUUCUUACCAACUUCAUCAGUGCGUCUGGACUGCCCUGGAGCCCUCGAUGUAAUUCCGACAGCCCGUUGUUACCGGAUCAUUCGGACAAUGUGCCAGCUAUGAGUACUGGACGGAAGGAAAGGGGCUUCGUGUCGAAAGAGAAGCAACUGGAAGCUCUUAGAGCUCGUAUGGAGGAGGAGAGGAAGCUAAAGUUGCGAAGUGGCGGCGUCCUCAACCUUUGA